Molecule: messenger RNA, 1916 nt
Organism: Nasonia vitripennis (jewel wasp)
Lineage: Eukaryota; Metazoa; Arthropoda; Insecta; Hymenoptera; Pteromalidae
Product: CCA tRNA nucleotidyltransferase 1, mitochondrial
Exons: 3
Coding region: 336-1799 (487 amino acids)
Biological process (GO): RNA processing
Molecular function (GO): nucleotidyltransferase activity; RNA binding
Source: RefSeq, a predicted model, not a curated record
AUCGUUGCUGUCGCGUCGGCCAUUAUUGUUGCUGAGAAUGAGCGCGAACACCAAAAUUAAUAUUGAUACAAUACUUAUACUUGCAAUAUUUCACAACAAAAAUUCGCGGUUGAGACUUGCAAAAUUAAAUUUGUAUCCAGUUUUGGCAAUUUAGCAGUAAACGUCUAUUUCAAUAUUGAAAUUGCGCCUUUCUACUUGUGUAGGUAUAUAUCUUAUAUAUACUGUUCUCUCAAUGCCUUACCAGCACAUGUAUUUGUCAGUAGCAAAGUGCUUAUAAUGAAAGCACGCAGCUCGAUCGAUUAACGAAGUAAAGACUAAUUAAAUUAGUAUCAGUUAUGUUGAUAUUAAAUACUUUCACUAAAAAAUUCGAAUGUCUUUGCAAACGUGAACAUAUUAACAUUAUCAGACGUCUGCUAUCGGAGAAUCAGUGGAUAAAACGUAAGAUGCCUAAUGAAAAGAUACCACCUCAUCGGAGCGAUCCAGUUAUUAAAACACUGGAUUCGCCAGAAUUCAAGUCUAUUUUUACACCAGAACUGAAUACGUUAUCUGACAUAUUUAAAAGGCACAAUUAUGAAUUAAGAGUAGCUGGUGGAGCAGUGCGAGAUAUACUGAUGGGUAAACAUCCUAAAGAUUUGGACUUUGCAACAACGGCUACUCCUGUUGAAAUGAAGGAAAUGUUCACAAAGGAAGAGGUCAGAAUGAUUAAUUGCAAUGGAGAGAAACAUGGUACAAUUACAUCUAGGAUAAAUGACAAGGAAAAUUUUGAAGUCACUACUCUUCGAGUAGAUGUUGUGACAGAUGGACGACAUGCUGAUGUUGUAUUUACUACUGACUGGCUGCUGGAUGCAAGCAGAAGAGAUCUUACAAUUAACUCAAUGUUUUUGGAUCUAGAUGGAAAAGUGUAUGAUUAUUUUUAUGGAUACGAUGAUCUUAUGAAAAGAAGAGUAGCAUUUGUAGGGGAACCUGCACAGAGGAUAUGCGAAGACUUUUUAAGGAUCUUUAGGUACUUCCGGUUUUAUGGAAGAAUAGCAGAUGUCCCAGAUAACCACGAUGAAAAAACAAUCACUGCUAUUAAGGAAAAUGUCAAGGGUUUGGAGAUCAUUUCCGGAGAACGAAUAUGGAGUGAAUGGAGUAAAAUUUUGGCAGGAAACUUUCACAGAGAGUUAACUUUAAAAUUGAUAGAAUGUGGAUGUUCCAAAUACAUGGGUCUACCCGAAAAUCUCAAUUUGGAGCAUUUUAACAAAAUCUGUCUGAAUGCUCAGAAAAAUAAUGUAAAAUUGCGGCCUAUCUCUCUAAUAGCUGCUUUGUUACAUACCGAAGAAGAAGUGUUGCAACUAUUCAUGAGGCUCAGGUUUCCCAAUUUCGACAGAAACCUGGCUCUUUUUAUUGUACAACAUCGAGAAGAAAAGCUAUGCGAAAAUCCUUUAAAACCAUAUCAAAGGGUGGUACUAAAAACCAUAGGUAAGGUGUCAGAUGUACGAGAAUUCGUAAGUGAAUUAUUGAGGUACAAAGGGUCUCUAGAUCUGCUGGAAGAGUUUGAAAAAUGGGAUUCGCGUUUCCCGAUAAAUGGCGGUAUGGUGAAGCCCUACGUGGAAAAUCCCAAAGUAAUAGGCGAAGUAAUCAACAGAUUAAAAGACAUUUGGCUGGACAGUAACUGUGAAAUGCCUGUAGAAAAGUUACAGAAGCACAUACCAGAUAUUGCUGCAGAGGCAUCAUUGGAACACAAGGAAAGGGUAGAAAAAUUCAAAGCCGACAAAGAGAAAGGAAGAAGAGAAAAGAAGAAGUCGGUAUCCAAUUGAGUUUUAUUAACUUUUUAUGCUUACGUGGAGAAAUAAUGUUUCGUACGAGUCGGCUGUAAUUUUAAGAUUUUAUGAAUGUUAAGACAAGGUAAAAUAAACCGUUGUAUUUUCCGAAAA